GCUUUCCCCGUCGCAUAGCCGCCGCGUGCCGCCACUCACUGCCGACACUUUCCCCGUCGCUUGGUGCGCCACCCCGUGCCCCAUGGCAUAUCCGGCGCGGCCAUAUAAGCCGGCGUAACCGGGGCCAGUUCACAGUUCACUCACAGCUCUCUUCUUCGUCCUCUGCACUCCCACUCCCACUCCUGCACAUCUCGGACAACGCAGGCGGCCAUGGAGGACGGCGCCGCGAGGGCGGCGGCGGUGCAGAAGCUGAUGGCGGCGAAGGCCAAGUCCGGCAAGAGCUUCUCCGACAUCGGUGCCGAGACGGGGCUCACCAACGUGUACGUCGCGCAGCUGCUACGCCGCCAGGCGCAGCUCAAGCCCGACACGGCGGCCUCGCUGCGGGCGGCCAUCCCGGCGCUCAGCGAGGAGCUCGUGGACCUCAUGAUGCAGCCCCCCUUCCGGUCCUACAACCCGGAAAUGGUCCACGAGCCCGCCAUAUACAGACUGAAUGAAGCUAUCAUGCAUUUUGGAGAGAGCAUCAAGGCAAUCAUCAAUGAGGACUUUGGUGAUGGAAUCAUGUCGGCUAUAGACUUCUACUGUACGGUCGACAAAGUUAAAGGGACUGAUGGAAAAGACCGUGUGGUGCUCACAUUUGAUGGGAAGUAUCUGCCUCACACUGAACAGAAAGCCGCGAAUAUGAUGUCGAAGUUGCCCUGCAAAGCACCUUGAGAGAAUGAGAUGGCUGGUACUGGGAGAAGGGGGAUAUGUAGCUUCACUAAUGUCUGCUUAUACUUCAGACAAAAAAAUUGAGCGUCCCUUUUCUAGUCUGAAUGAUCGACCAAAUAAAGAGUGGUCAUAUAGUAUGUAAUGUCUGCUUGUACUUUGGACCUGGAACAGCACUCGACAUGCUUUUCCUCGUCUGAAUGAUCGGCUAAAUAAAGUGGCAAUAUAGUUUGUAAUCCCUGCUUGUACUUCAGACUUGAAGUGUAACUCAGCAUGAUUUAUAGUCUGGAUUGUCGAUAAGAUAAA
Messenger RNA from Aegilops tauschii subsp. strangulata, 1011 nucleotides. RefSeq names its product cyanate hydratase. NCBI's taxonomy places the organism in Eukaryota, Viridiplantae, Streptophyta, Magnoliopsida, Poales, Poaceae. Gene Ontology annotation, molecular function: DNA binding; cyanate hydratase activity. The record is from RefSeq and is a predicted model, not a curated record.